This is a messenger RNA of Uloborus diversus, 624 nucleotides long. RefSeq lists its product as uncharacterized. The transcript is spliced from 4 exons. The coding region runs from base 1 to 624 and encodes 207 amino acids. NCBI's taxonomy places the organism in Eukaryota, Metazoa, Arthropoda, Arachnida, Araneae, Uloboridae. The record is from RefSeq and is a predicted model, not a curated record.
AUGGACAAAGGUCUGACUGGUUUGGAGCCGAAGGUGGAGAAUCUCCAACAACUGCAUGAAACCAUUGCUGAUGCCGCCGGAGAAGAAACCCCGAAAAAGAUGGGAGAAUCUUUUAAAGAUGAGGCGAGAGAAAAAGAGGAAGAAGCUGACUUGUCAGAAGUGGCAAAAUCUGAAGCCCAAGAAAGUUUAGAUUCGUGUCUGGCACUAGUAAGAUCCCUUCAUAAAAAAUGUUUCCCUGAUGAUGCGAGUUCUUCAGACGAGAUUGAUGACAGAAAUACGAUGGAUGUUUUGGAGAACAUUGAAAAACACAUUCUGGAGCAACUGAUGCUCAUUGAAUAUAAACGAACGAUCGAGGCUUCCGAUGAAGACUUGCCUCCAGCUGUCUCCGAAACAGAUGAACCAAAUAUUGAUGAACCGGAAGUAACAGACAGUGCUGACUUAAUUCAACCACGAUUAUUAAAGAGUGAAAUUGAGCUUCCCAUCUUAAAUGACUUAAAGAGGAGAACUUCCGUUUUAUCCCUGGACGAUCUGAAGCAGAUGGCUGUAGAUGUCCUGAGCAAACUGGGAUCGGAGGGAAGCAGGGAUGACGAUGUCGAAGAAGAUUCAGCGAAAAGUGAUAAAUGA